Molecule: messenger RNA, 171 nt
Organism: Chaetomium globosum CBS 148.51
Lineage: Eukaryota; Fungi; Ascomycota; Sordariomycetes; Sordariales; Chaetomiaceae
Exons: 1
Coding region: 1-171 (56 amino acids)
Source: RefSeq, a predicted model, not a curated record
AUGCCCGGCACCAACCAGCCCUGGAAAUCCGUGUGGCCCGCCGCCUCCGGCGUCGCAGACCAGGCGACCACCCUUCCAUCCAACCUCUCCGCUGAGGAGAUGACCAACCAGCGCUCCUUCGGCAGCCACGCCUCCAACACCAAGGGCCGCAUCGUCCACUUGAAGAAGUGA